Molecule: messenger RNA, 264 nt
Organism: Insectozyma verbasci
Lineage: Eukaryota; Fungi; Ascomycota; Pichiomycetes; Serinales; Debaryomycetaceae
Source: the annotation of a GenBank genome assembly
AUGCCAGGUAUUAAAAAGAAUAGGAAAACUUAUAAUCAACCAGCUUUUAGAAAAACUUUAAUAUCAAAAUUGAAUGAAUUUGGUGCUGUUGGUUUAAAAGAUGAUAAUUCAGAUUUAUUAAUAUAUUUAAUUUAUAUAAAUUAUUUAAAUGACUUAAUUAGACAAAGUUCAACUAAAGAAAAUGGAUUUGGUAAUGAAGGUACAAUAACGGAAGAAAGAUUGGAAAAUGUUGAUUUUAAAUUAUUAAAAAAACAUAGAGGUUAA